AUGACUUUACCAUGUAUGAAGCUGCUUCUCCUGAUCGGCUUCUUGAUAUGUCGUGCCUCGGCCGAUAUCUUCUCGUCGAUGGCCACAAUGAAGGCACUUGUUGGAGCCGAAAAAGAUAUACCAGUAAUGAUCAACGCUUACAUUGAGAGGGAAAUGGAACGACUCGAAUAUCUUCGCAGAUUUGCGGAUGAUGUUCAGCAACGUAACGACAACGCAAUCGCCGAUGGUGAAGAGUCGAUAACGCAUCCAAUUAACGCGUUCUUGUUGAUUAAAGAGAUGACCACUGACUGGAGAAAAGUCGUCAAUGUGAUGUUGUCGAAUUCAGCCGAAGAGUUCAUUCGUAACGCUACACAUCAGAGAAUCAUGAAACAUAUCAGAUAUCCCACUGAUGCGUUUGAUGAUAAUCUAGCAUGCAAUUCGUUCGUUGUCUUUAAGGAGGAUCUUGCUGGAGCAGCCAUAGGUUUGUUGCGUCUUCAAGACACCUAUCGAAUGGACACAACAGAUAUUGCUAAC
This is a messenger RNA of Anisakis simplex (herring worm), 513 nucleotides long. Lineage: Eukaryota; Metazoa; Nematoda; Chromadorea; Rhabditida; Anisakidae. The record is from the annotation of a GenBank genome assembly.